Molecule: messenger RNA, 918 nt
Organism: Cladophialophora psammophila CBS 110553
Lineage: Eukaryota; Fungi; Ascomycota; Eurotiomycetes; Chaetothyriales; Herpotrichiellaceae
Exons: 1
Coding region: 1-918 (305 amino acids)
Source: RefSeq, a predicted model, not a curated record
AUGACGACCCCCCGACAGAUCAAAUUCUCCUUCCUCGCUCGCGAACAAUCAGAAGGCGCGGGCGCCGUAGUACGGCGCUCAGUCGGCACGCCAAAACUGCGCAACUUCACUCCAUUUCUGAUGCUUGAUCACUUCAGGAUUUCUCCUGGUGCAGGGUUUCCUGACCACCCUCAUCGAGGACAAGAGACGAUCACCUACCUCUUAAAGGGUGGUGUUAACCACGAAGAUUUCGCCGGCAAUGCAGGAAAAAUCGGGCCUGGUGAUUUACAAUUCAUGACGGCAGGUCGGGGAAUAGUGCACGCUGAGAUGCCGGUGCAAACCGAAGAUAUUAGCAUCGGCAUGCAACUCUGGGUCGACUUGCCCGAGAACCUCAAAUCCUGCGAACCCCGCUACCGCGAUCUUCGCGCAGCCGAAAUCCCAAUCGCAAAGACCGACGACGGAAGAGUCGAAGUGAAAGUCAUCUCUGGUAAAAGCCAAGGCGUCGAGUCCGUGAAAGACCUAGCUUACACGCCCGUGUGGCUUCUCGAUAUCUCGAUUCUACCUGGUGGAAAGAUUACGCAAGAGCUUCCACAGGGAUGGAAUGCAUUUGCGUACACGCUCGAAGGAGCGGUGACUUUCUCCAACGGUGCCGACGCACAUAAAACAGAAACAGUCACACCCUACCACAACGUUGUGUUUGACCAAGCCGGCGACCUGGUGAUCGCUUCAGUCGAGGAGGAUGCACAGGAAGGUGCUCGAUUCAUCCUCGUCGCCGGUCAGCCACUGGACCAGAAUAUUGUACAGUAUGGACCAUUUGUGACUACUUCCAAAGAGGCCAUCUAUCAAGCCAUGAUGGAUUUUCAGACGUCGUCCAACGGAUUUGAGAGGGCGGCGAAUUGGGAGAGCGAGAUUGGGAAGAGCAUGGGUCGGGUUAGAUAA